AUGAGCUCGACGACACUACUCUUGCGAACGCCAGUACUGACCUGCACAAGCUCCACUGCAUCAUCUUCUACUCGCCGCCUGCUCCGCCUUCCAGCGGCGGCUCAGCGAUGCAGCUUCUGCUCUUCCUCCAUCGUCCGUUCAACCGCCUCUGCAGAUUCCGCCACAUGGAACAUCGCAAAAGUCCCCCACAGAGGUGUGCUGGAGGCAAGCGGACGAGACACAGUCAAACUCAUCCAAGGUCUCGUCUCAAACGAUGUCAAGCCUCUCGAUCCCACCAAGACUUGCUCCAACCUUGAUUCACCGGCACUUGUCUACUCAGGAUUCAUGAACCCUCAAGGUCGAAUGCUUGCCGAUGCUUUCAUUCAUCCUCAGCCAGCUCUCGAGGAUGGCUCACCACGGUGGCUACUAGAUGUCGACUCACGUACGCUCCCAUCGUUGCUGGCGUUUAUCAAGAAGUUUAAGCUUCGGUCGAAGGUCAAGCUCACCGACGUUUCUGCUCAGCAUCAAGUGGUGCAAGCUUGGCAUUCCUCCACCUCUUCUCAACCUUCACAAGCAAUCAGCGAGAAGCUGGCGCUAGACCCCAGGUGUCCAGCAAUAGGAUACCGCGGCGUCCUUUCUUCAGACUCUGACCUAACACUCGGAGGCGUAAAUGUGGUAGAGGGGGAAGAAUACACCUUGCACCGAAUCCUAAACGGCAUUGGUGAAGGAAGUCUAGACUUCCCAGAAGGCUCCUCCUUACCUCUCGAGAACAAUUUGGACUACAUGAAUGGCGUAGACUUCAAAAAAGGCUGUUAUGUCGGCCAAGAGCUCACCGCUCGAACCCAUCACACCGGUGUUGUGCGAAAACGUCUUCUUCCCCUCACUUUCUACCUUGCUGGUUCACCCGCACCUACUUCCCUCAGCCUCGCCUCGGUAGACCGUUCCGGAUCCAUUCAGUUACCCAACCAUCUCACAGAGGUAAGGUCCAAACCGGUCUCAAGUGGGGAAGCAAAACAGGCGAGAGGCAAAGCAGCAGGCAAAUUCACCUCAGGCGUCUACAAUGUUGGGUUGGGGUGUUUGCGGCUGGAACAGGUACAAAGAUGGAGUGAGGCAGGCAAGGAAGAUGGCUUGGAAAUGUCGAUAAAAGCGGCGGACGGCGAGACAACGUUGAUGGUGAGACCAUGGAUUCCCAAUUGGUGGCCCAAGAAACUUGUACCGAGCGAUCGCGAAGAGUGA
Ustilago hordei is the source of this 1215-nucleotide messenger RNA. RefSeq lists its product as uncharacterized. Gene Ontology annotation, molecular function: protein binding. The transcript has a single exon. The record is from RefSeq and is a predicted model, not a curated record. Gene Ontology annotation, cellular component: mitochondrial matrix. NCBI's taxonomy places the organism in Eukaryota, Fungi, Basidiomycota, Ustilaginomycetes, Ustilaginales, Ustilaginaceae. The coding region runs from base 1 to 1215 and encodes 404 amino acids.